AUGGACACCAUUGUUCUGUAUCCUUCUUCAGGUAUAAGCCACCUUGUUCCCAUGGUAGAGCUUGCACAAAUCCUACUCACUCACAACCCUUCCUUCUCCAUCACCGUCCUCAUUGCCACACUACCUUCCGACACAGCCUCCACCGCCUCAUACAUCGCGGCCGUGACUGCCACCACCCCUUCCGUCAACUUCCACCACCUCCCCACUGUUUCUUUUCCCAAACCGUCCAGCUUUCCAGCUCUAUUCUUUGAAUUUAUGACCCUAAACGACAAUAAUCUCCGUCAAACCCUAGAGUCCAUGUCCCAGACCUCAAGUAUUAAAGCCUUCAUCAUCGACUUCUUCUGCAAUACCUCUUAUGAAAUUUCUGCAAAUCUUAACAUCCCUACUUACUAUUUCUAUACUUCAGGGGCAAAUGGGCUUGCGUUGUUCCUUUACCUCUCCACCAUUGAUAGAAACAUUACAAAAAGCUUGAAAGAUGAUCUCAACAUCCAUAUCCAUGUCCCGGGAACACCAUCCUUUGUAGCUUCUGAUAUGCCCUUGGCGUUGCUUGAUCGCAGUACUAAAGUCUAUCAGUACUUCCUUGACACUGCAAACCAGAUGGCUAAAUCAUCUGGAAUCAUCAUAAACACGUUUAAAUUGCUCGAACCAAGAGCUAUCAAAGCGAUAUCAGAGGGUUUCUGCGUUCCGGAUGCACCCACUCCUCCAAUUUUCUGCAUUGGCCCAUUGGUCUCAAGCACCAAGCGACCUGGCGGUGGUGGUGAUGAAGAUAAGUGCCUGAGCUGGCUCAAUACGCAGCCGAGCCGAAGCGUGGUGUUUCUUAGUUUUGGAAGCAUGGGGUUGUUCUCGUCCGAGCAGUUGAAGGAAAUUGCAAUUGGGCUUGAAAGAAGUGGGGUGAGGUUCUUGUGGGUGGUGCGGAUGGAGGAGCGCAAAGGAGAAACACCUCAGGCAAGCUUUGACUCAUGCUUGCCAAAAGGGUUCUUAGAGAGAACAAAGGAUAGAGGAUAUCUGUUGAAUUCUUGGGCACCACAGGUGGCGGUGCUGAGUCAUGACUCAGUUGGCGGGUUUGUGACUCACUGUGGGUGGAAUUCGAUUCUGGAGUCUAUAUGUGCUGGAGUGCCUAUGGUGGCAUGGCCUCUGUACGCAGAGCAAAAGUUUUACAGGGUAAUUUUGGUGGAGGAAUUCAAGGUAGCUUUGCCAGUGAAUCAGUCUGAAAACGAGUUUGUGAGUGCAACUGAGUUGGAGAACCGAGUGACCGAGUUGAUGAAUUCCGAGAAAGGAAGGGCUUUGAGAGACCGAGUUACAGCCAUGAGAGAGGAUGCUAAGGCGGCCAUGAGAGAGGGUGGAUCAUAUCGGGUUGAAUUGUCCAAGUUAGUUGAGUCAUUUAAACGAGCUCCACUGAGUUGA
Vitis vinifera (wine grape) is the source of this 1404-nucleotide messenger RNA. RefSeq names its product anthocyanidin 5,3-O-glucosyltransferase. The transcript has a single exon. Lineage: Eukaryota; Viridiplantae; Streptophyta; Magnoliopsida; Vitales; Vitaceae. Gene Ontology annotation, molecular function: UDP-glycosyltransferase activity. The record is from RefSeq and is a predicted model, not a curated record. Bases 1 to 1404 code for a protein of 467 amino acids.